Messenger RNA from Dentiscutata erythropus, 274 nucleotides. The record is from the annotation of a GenBank genome assembly. NCBI's taxonomy places the organism in Eukaryota, Fungi, Glomeromycota, Glomeromycetes, Diversisporales, Gigasporaceae.
AUGGAAACUGACGAAGACGAUGAUAAACAUGUCUUUUAUGAUGAACCGAUGUCUGCUACAUUCAAUGAACUUUGCAAAUUCAUCCCUAUUCAUGGACGACUAAGAGAUCAACAUGUAUCUGCUCAAACUUGUCAACAACAAAAAUUGACAUUUGACCUUCCUUCUAUAUACCUACAAACGUGGAAAUUACCUGAUACUGAUUCUUCUCAAUUUACUUCUCAUUGUGGCCAAUCAUUGAUAUUGCCGCCUCCGAUCCCUUCUUCUAACAUCAUGC